Fusarium keratoplasticum is the source of this 1548-nucleotide messenger RNA. RefSeq names its product Glycerol kinase. Gene Ontology annotation, molecular function: glycerol kinase activity. Gene Ontology annotation, cellular component: mitochondrion. Lineage: Eukaryota; Fungi; Ascomycota; Sordariomycetes; Hypocreales; Nectriaceae. The transcript is spliced from 3 exons. Gene Ontology annotation, biological process: glycerol metabolic process; glycerol-3-phosphate biosynthetic process; triglyceride metabolic process. The coding region runs from base 1 to 1548 and encodes 515 amino acids. The record is from RefSeq and is a predicted model, not a curated record.
AUGCCUCUCAUCAAUGGAAACUCCAAUGGCUCCUUCAUUGGAGCCAUCGAUCAAGGCACAACCAGCUCACGCUUCCUCAUCUUCGACACUAGUGGCGAAGUUGUGGCGACGCAUCAGCUCGAGUUCAAGCAGAUCUAUCCUCAUCCUGGAUGGCAUGAGCAUGACCCAGAAGAGCUAGUAAGCUCUGUGGAAAAGUGCAUUGAUGGAGCUGUCGAGUCCUUUGAGGCUCGAGGCAACUCACGCGACCAGAUCAAGGCCGUGGGCAUCACAAACCAGAGAGAGACAACCAUUGUCUGGGAUAGAACGACGGGCAAGGCGCUGCACAAUGCCAUCGUCUGGACCGAUACUCGAUCUCAAGAGCUGGUCCGAAGACUGAAGCGUCGUCUCGGGGCCAGUGAAUUGCCCUCGAGAUGCGGUCUUCCUCUCUCCACAUACCCCUCUGUCAGCAAGCUGCUAUGGCUGCUCGAGAAUGUUCCUGAUGUCAAGGAUGCGUAUGAGCGCGGCGUGCUCGCUUUCGGUACCGUCGACACUUGGCUGACGUACAAGUUGAACGGCGGCACGGAGCGUGACAUUUACGUGUCGGAUCCUUCGAAUGCGUCACGCACCAUGUUCAUGAACCUCGAGACGCUCAAGUACGACGAGGAAAUCAUUGACUGGUUCCGUCUUGACCCCGCAAAGAUUACCCUGCCAAGGAUCGUGCGGUCCUCAGACACCAAGGCUUACGGAUCCCUGGCUGGCACAUGCUUGAAGGGCACCAAGAUCACCGGGUGCCUAGGUGACCAAUCUGCUGCCCUCGUCGGCCAAAAGGGUUUCACCCCCGGCCUCGCCAAGAACACAUACGGGACUGGCUGCUUUCUGCUCUACAACGUGGGGUCCAAGCCCGUCAUGUCUACCCACGGACUUCUGAGCACCGUCGCCUUUGACUUUGGCGAGGGCAACACCAUGUACGCGCUCGAGGGCAGUAUCGCCGUGGCGGGCUCGAGCGUCAAGUUCCUCGUCGACAACUUUGGCUUCAUCCAGUCGUCGUCCAAGCUGAGCGCCCUGGCCGAGACUGUCGAGGACAACGGUGGGUGCACUUUCGUAACGGCCUUUAGCGGCCUGUUUGCGCCGUACUGGAUUGACGAUGCCCGAGGUACCAUCUUUGGCAUCACAGCGUACACCCAGCGAGGCCACAUCGCUCGCGCCACGCUUGAGGCCACGUGCUUCCAGACGAAGGCCAUCCUGGAUUCGAUGGAGAAGGACAGCGGCCACGCCCUGACGGAGCUGGCCGUGGAUGGUGGCAUGUGCAACUCGGAUCUUAUCAUGCAGACGCAGUCUGAUCUUAUUGGUAUCCCUGUCAAUCGACCAGCCAUGCGGGAAACAACGGCUCUUGGCGCCGCCAUCGCAGCCGGUUUCGCAGUGGGAAUCUGGAAGGACUUUGAUGACCUCAAGAAUGUCAACACGGAGGGCCGGACCAUCUUUGAGCCCCAGAUCACUAAUGAAGAAGCGGCAGCUCGUUUCGAGACGUGGGAGAAGGCGGUCCAGAUGGCCAAGGGGUGGGCGAGCUAA